AUGUGUUUCUUGCAUUGUUAUUGGUCACCUUUGGAACCACCACCUGAUUUCCAUGAAUCUGAAAUAAGCUGCUCUCCUCCAGUUGUUGAGCCUUCGUUUGUUUCUGAGAUGCCUGACUCAUCAGCUGUUGUCAAGGUUGGUGAUUCACCAUCGAGAAUGACCAAAGAGGAAUUACUGCAUUCGAUGGACUUGGCAGAUCGAGAAAUUACUGAAGUGGAACAGCAAAUAGGAAAGCUGAAACGUCGUCUGGCUCAAGAGGAGACGGAGCUGCAAAAUGAACUAGCAGCAUUGGAAGAGAAGGCAAAGGAAGAAGUAAAACAGGAGGAUAAGUCACCAAGUGUUGUUGAGCCACAGCAGGCUAAUGAACCAGAAGCAACAACUGAGAAAAACGAAGAGCUAAACAUUCCAUACAAUGAGAGCACACGUCAACUUAUCUUGAAAAUCUAUGGUGAAAACAGGCGCAAGGCAGCCGCCUCAAGAGCACUCUUGGCAGGAAAAGGAUAUCCCAUGGCUAAUCCAAGAGUGCCUUUAUACAAUCAGCCUUCUGAUCUUCCUUUUUACAACGAAAACCAAGAAAGAGCUAAAGCGUUUUAUCCUGUUCUUGUCAAUCAUCUUCGUAUGAAACACAAGAAACGGAUAGCGUUUGAGAAUUGGAGAAUUGCAAAGUACCAACAAUUGCAGGUGCAGUGGGAGAAGACACUAGAAGCAUGGGAAAACAACCCUACUAGAAAGCUGAGAGAAACAAAAAUAAGAGAAUUCUAUGAGCGUAUGUUUCCUGAGAUUAGAAAACAGAGAGAACGAGAAGAACGAAUUCAAAGAGCUAAAAAAUCAUGGAGUUUUGCUCGCAGUGAAGCCGAACUGAAUGAAAUUGCUGACAUUCUGCAUGAGCAGGAGCUUGUCCAAUGUCAAAUUGUUGACCUCUCAGUUAUGCCGCCUCCGUUACUGUGUGAUGAUGAGAGGAAAGUAGAAUUCAUCAACAGAAAUGGUCUGAUUGAAGAUCCUAUGGCUGACCACAGAAACAGGAGGAUGUCGAGUGUAUGGAGUGAUGCAGAAAAAAAGAUAUUUAGAGAAGAAUUUGUUCGUCACCCUAAAGAUUUUGACAACAUAGCCAAAGCGUUGCCUAACAAGAAGUACACUGAUUGUGUUCAGUAUUACUAUUUAAGCAAGAAGAAGGAAGGAUACAAACAGCUUGUCAGGAAGCAUACACUUGCAAAACGGAAGAGCAAAGUAUUACAACAGAGACCACAGCUUGCUCUUGGGUUAGAAGAGCAAGGAAGAGAUUUAAGGGAAUCUAUCCUUUCUAUGGAAACUGAAGAUGACUCAAAGAAAUCUUCUACUCCUGGACCAUCUCUUCAAAGAUGGAGUGAGGAAGAAAUACAAGCAAUGAAAGAAGGCUUGAGGGAAUAUGGAAAAGACUGGCUGACAAUAUCAAUAAAAGUUGGCACCAAAACUGAACACCAAUGCCGGAGCUUUUUUAGACACUACAGACGGAAAGUUCACCUUGUUGGCUUCCUCAAUGAGUUCAAAGCACGAGAGAAGGCAGGUGUGGAGACUUUGAAACAGUCAGGUGGUAUACCAAGAAUUGAUGAAGAUGAUGAUGAAGAUGAGGACUUGCAGAAAGCGGCCCGCGUUUACUCCACUGUACAACAGCCACACUCCAUUGCAUCUGGAGUGCUUGCCAAAGACGUACACCACCAAGUUGGGCCUGCUGUCACUGACAUUGCAUCUCGUUUCGCUCUUGUUCCUACACCAGAACACGACCAGUUUAUCAGCAUUGCUGCAUCAAUGGUAGACGAUUAUGGAAAGUCCCACAUGCCAGACGGCUCACUCGAGCAGCCUGUAAGUGCAUUUCCAGUUGUGUCAUCACGCAUGCAGACUAGUGAUACGACGCAGUUUUCUGGUGCUUUACUGCCGAGUGAGUUACCAACUUUGUCGGUUCCUGCUCUAAGUACUUCAAGUGUAGCAGCUGACAGUGGGCCACUGUCAACAGGUACAGCUAGCCAGUCUGGUCUUGACCUAAUUGCUGCUGCAGCUGAAGCUGUUGCUGCACAGAUGGCACAGACACUGCCUACAGCAGUCAGUCAACCGAUUGUGCAUACAACCAUUGCAUCACAGAAGCAAGGUCAAGUUCGAUUGGAAGACUUGCCUCGGUGCCUUUCAGAUCCAAGACUAGAAAAUGUUAGUCAAGCUAGUAGACAGUCUGUGGCUCCACUGCAUGCUGUCACUGUUCGGACUUCCACAGCGGUAACGAAGCCACUAACACUGCACUUUACCCCAAGUCAAGGAGUUACAUCACAGACGAAACCAAGUGUGUCUCCUAGCAAUGUGUUAACUCUGUUGAUUCCAUUGCAAACUGUACCUCAAGCACAAGCCAGCACUCAGGCAAGACCAGUGCAGCUGUCAACUUCUCAGAGUCCUGGUACUACAGUAGCAGCUCUGGUGGAUGCAACAGCUUUGGCUUCUCCGAUUCAAAUGCCUUCACCAGGGUCAUUAAGUUCAUCAACUGCUGCUGUUAAUCGCCCUCGACUGACAUUGAGAGGUAAUCCACAAACUGUUGUAAGACUUGCAGUGAGACAUGUCGCCCCAUACUCUCAAUCUAUUGCAACUCAGUUGUUGUUGUCUCAAGCAAACAGAUUGACAACAGUGUCGUCUUUGCCAACGACCUCGACUCUGACAGUCUUAGCAGCACCACCUCCAUUAGUUUCUUCUUCAGCCUCGUCAGCAAUUGUGACACCUACACGAAGUAUACCAACAUUGUGUGGUGCUGGACCAAUAGUAGUGGGUGCAAGUGGCAUUCCUCUUGAUCAUAGUGACCUAGUGAAGACUCAAUUGGAAACACCAGGUCCCGUAGUCACAGCACCGACAGUCUUAGAGAAACCAGAUGUUGUGAAGUUGUCUACUUCGGAUACAAGUCAGCCAAGUGUUGACAUGAUGGCCACAUCUACUGAUGAUGUAAGCAGAGAGGCAUUGGAGCCUAUAGAUGCUCACAUCCAGAGUUCUGUCAGUCAGGUUUCUAGAGUAACAUUGUGUCUUCCUCGUGAGCCAUUGUUGCAAUCAGUUGAGAAAGCAGAGAUUGUUGAGACAAUGGAUACUUCUGACUCUAUGGAAAAGAUGGACAGCAACAACUUCCCUGAUUUACCAAGUAGUCCAAAGGAAAACUUGAUUGAAGUGUCAAUACAACAAAGUAGUUUGCAAAGCCACGUGCAAGAGAUUGCUGACAGGAGAGGUUCAUGUAAAGUGCUUGCUGAUGACUCUAAUGGUAAGACAGUUGUUGUUGAAAUGGAAACUGACAAAAACAUUGACGAAAGCAAUGCUGAUGACAGUGACCAUGACCACUCAAUUAAUGAUGACAUGAAUGUUGAAGAGAUUAUUGCAGACAAGGAAGACACCAACGAUGAUAUGACAGGAAAGGUUAUUGAUAGCAAUGAUGGUAAUGAGAAGGAUCCUGACAGUGUGAUCACUGAAAAUGUUGUCGAUGUCGAGGACGGUCACAAGAGAGAUGCUGACAGUGAGAUUACUGAGAUUGCUGAUAAUGACAGAGAUGACGAUACUGACAAUCAGGUGACUGAGCAUGCUGUUGACAAGGAUGGUGACAGGAAAGAUAGUGAUGGUAGUGACCUGACUGAGGAGGUUGUUGGUGACAAAGAUAGUCAUAAGGAUGCCACCUGUGAAAUUACUAAGGAGGUUGUUGGUGACCUGGAUGGUCACAAGAAGUAUGAUGACAGUGAUAUCACUGUGAUUGCUUGUGAUGACAAGGAUGAGUAUGUCUCUGAGGAUAUUGUUGAUGACAAGGAUGAAGGUGCUGACAGAGAGAUUUCUGAGAAUGCUGAAAGCAAUGUAGAGGGUGUAGAUGACGAGGAUGUUUACAAAAAGAAUGCCAACAUUGAUAUUACUGAGGAGGUUGUAGAUAACAAGGAUGAUUACGACAAGGAUGUUGACAGUGGUGAGAUUACAGAGGUUGUUGAUUUGUGUGGUCACGAGAAGGAUACUGACAGUGAGGUCACUGAAAAGGUUGUAGAUGACAAGGACAGUCACGAGGAUACUCACAAUGAGAUUGCUGAGAAGAUUGAUGAUCUGGAUGGUCACAAAGGGGAUGCUGACAGUGACAUUACUGAGGAGCCUGGUGAUAAAGUGGACGAUGACAACAACUUUGACACCAGAUCUGUGGAGUCUGGAGAGAUUAUUGAAUCUGAUGAUGAUGAACACAUUAGUGACAUGCAAUCAACUGGUAUUGAGCCUAAUCAGCAACCUCAGCGUGAAUAUGUAAAAUAUGGCAAAGAGACAACUGAAAGAAUUGACAGAGAAGUUAACUUGGAUGAGGAAGACUGUAGAAUAGAGAAAGAAAGCAGUUCAAGCCCGCCACAACAAGGAAUUAAUGAAGAAGUAGGCGGUAACAAACUAAGACUAUCAGAUGAGAGCAACACUUUAGAAACACGAGUAAAUAUCAGCAAUGAAGUUCAGACUGCCAAGCUGACAGAUGAAGAACUCGAACUUUCUUAUGAUACAGUCACUAGCCCAGACCAGAAUGUCAUGCUACCUGAGUUGUGUUCUAUUGGCGACCCUCUUGUUGGUGUCAAUGAAGAUGAACAACGAGAAGAAGAGAGGGAAGAGAGUGAAACAGAUACUGUCCGUUGUACUAAACAUCUAGAAGACGUCGAUGAGCUGGAUGAGCUUGAAUUGGGUACGGCAAUAGUCCAAGAUGAUAAAAAUGGGACAGUGCAAAUGCCUUCUAGAGAUGAUAACGAGGGCUUGUCUUCCUCAGGUUUACAACACAUAGAAGAUAUUGAUGACUGUGAUGGACUAGUAACUUUGCAAAGCCAUGAAGCUAUAAGUCCCAUCAGUGACAGGGAUAAUGAAAACCAAUCUUCUGAUGAAAUGACAGUAGGAGUAAUAGAUGAAUUUAGUCGGGGAUGCAAGCCUGGCAAUCCAGAAGUUGACUUUUCUAUGGAAUAUGAAUCAAUUUCUCCACCAUUACCACCACAGUCAACUACCACAGUUUCUCAGGAAUCAAUUCCUGCCUGUGUGACACAAUUUCAAGAAUCACCUUGUGAUGCACCUGAACUGCCUGCUACAAUAAGUCCUAAAAUUGGUUCGUCUUGUUCAUCUAUUGUUCUGCCUAUGGGAAGAACAUCACCACACAGUUCUCCUUUAGUGAAAUCUCCCAGCACCUGUGGCCUCCAUGAAGGCAGAUCUGGGGCAUUCCUUCCUGCUUCCUUACCUGCCAUACCUUCAUUUGGUGGUCCUACAGGAUUCUCACCAAGGCACAGUCCUCCGAGAUCAAUAGAACACGUGACCAGUCAGGCAUUUGAAGUAAGAACUACAUAUGGACAAGUCAUUGAAGAUAUUAGCUCUGAUGAUGAAUAUUAACUUAAAUGGAGAAGUUGCAGCCAGGAUAUGUUAGAUUCAGGCAGAUCAAUAUUGUUUUGAGUUUAUAGUAAUGAAUAAUCUUUAAUUAAGAAGUAUUUGUAAUCACUCUUUAAUGUAAUAUAGUCAUACAACUGUGAUUCCUUAUAGCAAUGGCCAUAGUGCUUCAGAGCUAUAGAGUCUUGUAAAAGGCAUGUUUAUGUCAAUGUCUAACCAUAGGCCGCCUGCCUUUACCAGAGAAUGAAAAUGAUAAUCUGAUAACUAAUGAUAUUUUUGUCAGAGAUUAUUUUAGUUGGCAACACUCCCACAACU
This is a messenger RNA of Corticium candelabrum, 5676 nucleotides long. Its product is annotated as serine-rich adhesin for platelets-like. The transcript has 19 exons. The record is from RefSeq and is a predicted model, not a curated record. Gene Ontology annotation, biological process: regulation of transcription by RNA polymerase II. NCBI's taxonomy places the organism in Eukaryota, Metazoa, Porifera, Homoscleromorpha, Homosclerophorida, Plakinidae. The coding region runs from base 1 to 5367 and encodes 1788 amino acids. Gene Ontology annotation, cellular component: chromatin.